UUGGAAAAUUGUUAUUACAGCUUACAUUAUUAGUAAAAAAUAAUGAUAAUAUUUGAGAAUCUUGGACCAUUAGCGAAGAGGAUUAAGGAAUAUAUAUUUUAUCCAAAAAACAAACAGAGGAAAGGGUAAACUUUCGCUUACGAGCACCUUUUAAAGUUGGACUCUUUCGCUUCUCUUUCAUUUGUUCUUCUUCAGAGGAAAACAAAAAACAGAGCAUUUUUUUUUUUGGUCAAGAGCAUAUUUUGCAAAAAGCAGAGAUUGGAGCCCUUUUUUUUUUUAAUCUAAAAUUCAAACGCAGAGAAGAUGGGAGAAGUAGUAUUGUUCAUAGAUGAAACAUAUUGGAAAUCGAGUUUUAAUCGCUGUAGAAUCUGUCACGAAGAAGAAGCUGAGAGCUACUUUGAAGCUCCUUGUUCUUGUUCAGGAACCAUCAAGUUCGCUCACAGAGAUUGCAUACAACGAUGGUGUGAUGAGAAAGGAAACACAAUUUGUGAAAUUUGUCUCCAGGAGUAUAAACCUGGAUACACCACAACUUCAAAACCAUCUCGAUUGAUUGAAGCAGCAGUCACAAUCAGAGAUAAUUUACACACAGCGAGGAGAGAAAAUGGAGGAAGAAGAAAUAGAAGAUUAGUGAAUAGAGAAGAAUCAGAUUUUCAAGAAUGCAACUCUGGUGUUCAUAGAGGCGCCUCUUGUUGUAGAUUCUUGGCUCUCAUUUUUUCGGUGGUUUUGUUGAUAAAGCAUGCAUUUGAUGCGGUUUAUGGCACCGAAGAGUAUCCCUAUACAAUAUUCACUGUAUUAACAUUGAAGGCCAUAGGCAUACUAUUGCCAAUGCUCGUUAUCAUUCGAACCAUCGCAGCUAUUCAGAGGAGUCUCCGAUAUCAAAUUCUCGAAUCUGAAGAAGAUACAUUGAGCUCUGAAGAAGAAGAUCAUGGUUUGGAGGAGGAAGAGCAACAACAACAUUUGGCUUGAACUUUUUUUUGUUUUUUUUCAUUUUGUUCAAACCUUUAUUCAGAAAAUAUGUAAUGUACCCCCACAAAAUAGGAAUAUGUAACCCUUAGCAAAUGUAUAUUAUGUUAAGGACUAUAUGUAGAUGUUAAUCAAAUAUUUAAACAUAAAUAUAGGAUGAAAUGUUCAUGGAAA
Messenger RNA from Arabidopsis lyrata subsp. lyrata, 1137 nucleotides. RefSeq lists its product as uncharacterized. The record is from RefSeq and is a predicted model, not a curated record. The coding region runs from base 304 to 966 and encodes 220 amino acids. Gene Ontology annotation, molecular function: zinc ion binding; ubiquitin-protein transferase activity. Lineage: Eukaryota; Viridiplantae; Streptophyta; Magnoliopsida; Brassicales; Brassicaceae. The transcript is spliced from 7 exons. Gene Ontology annotation, biological process: protein ubiquitination. Gene Ontology annotation, cellular component: membrane.